Messenger RNA from Cynara cardunculus var. scolymus (artichoke), 675 nucleotides. RefSeq names its product transcription initiation factor TFIID subunit 11-like. Gene Ontology annotation, biological process: transcription initiation at RNA polymerase II promoter; RNA polymerase II preinitiation complex assembly. Gene Ontology annotation, molecular function: protein heterodimerization activity; transcription coactivator activity. The transcript is spliced from 3 exons. Gene Ontology annotation, cellular component: transcription factor TFIID complex; nucleus. Bases 1 to 636 code for a protein of 211 amino acids. The record is from RefSeq and is a predicted model, not a curated record. Lineage: Eukaryota; Viridiplantae; Streptophyta; Magnoliopsida; Asterales; Asteraceae.
AUGAAGCAAUCAAAGGAUCCUUUUGAAGUAGCGUUUGAAGAACUAGACGAGUCCCCGCCAGAUUCACCAAAUCCCCAUGAUGAGAUUGAGACUCAAACUCUAGCAGCAAAACCCUCUAAAAAUUCCCAAAGAUAUGAUGUAGAACAUAGUACUAGUCCUUCAAACCAACCAAAAGCAAGAGUUAGGUUUUCUUCAACAUCAGCGGCCAUCCCAACUAAUAAGAACAAAGAAGAUGAUGAUGAGGAAGAAGAGGAAAACAUGGAUGUUGAACUUGGAAAAUUCGCGUCUACAGGAGACCCAGACAAAAUGGCCAAGAUGCAAUCAAUAUUAUCUCAGUUCACUGAGGAACAAAUGAGUAGGUAUGAAUCUUUCCGAAGAUCUGGAUUUCAGAAAUCUAACAUGAAAAGGUUGUUAGGCAGCAUUACUGGGAGUUCCAAGAUUUCAAUGCCAAUGACUAUUGUGGUAUCUGGGAUAGCAAAGAUUUUUGUUGGUGAACUGGUUGAAACAGCGAAGAUGGUAAUGACGGAAAGAAAGGAGUCAGGACCAAUCAGACCGUGUCACGUUCGUGAAGCAUACAGAAGGCUGAAACUGGAAGGCAAGAUACCUAAAAGAUCAGUGCCAAGGCUCUUCCAGUAGCAGCUGCAACUUUUAAUCUAAACCUGUGUCUGAUGCUGG